This is a messenger RNA of Schizosaccharomyces cryophilus OY26, 993 nucleotides long. RefSeq lists its product as uncharacterized. Bases 231 to 689 code for a protein of 152 amino acids. NCBI's taxonomy places the organism in Eukaryota, Fungi, Ascomycota, Schizosaccharomycetes, Schizosaccharomycetales, Schizosaccharomycetaceae. The record is from RefSeq and is a predicted model, not a curated record. The transcript is spliced from 5 exons.
GAAGCUUACGAUUAACAUGGUAUAAUAGUUUUAAUCUAAAGUGAAAGAAUCCUUUGAAUAUAAACAUCUAUGAAAAGUCCGCAAUUGGUUUAUUACAAACAUUACUUACACACUACCAUCGAGAACCUGGAAAGCACCAGCAUACUGAAAAAGCACAAUUGUUUAAAAGAGAGCGAAUAAAAGCCUUUCAAUUAAUCUUCUUUGCUUUUUAGUUAUUGUUAAAGUUAAUAAUGGGAAAUUGCUGCUCACGCUUUGGCAGUUCUGAUGAGAUUGAUGAAGUUACUCCACUUCUUCCUAAUGAAGGAAUUCAAAGGACUGCUCCUACUGCUGAGGCAGAUAUGAGCCUAAGGAAACGUCAAGAAGAAGAAGAAUUGGAAACUAAAGUAUAUGAAAAUGCAAAGAACAAAUUCAUAGACGUAUUUUCUAUGCGACUAAGGACGGAGGCUCCUGAAAGAAAUCAAGAUGAAAACACUUAUGAGGAGCUGAUGGAUCAAAUGAACUCACUGGAUCUAACGCCAGAAUAUGAAAGGAGUACACCGACAGAACAGGAUCAAGAGUAUAUCCAAAAGAAGUUGGACAUUUUUCUUCGGGAGAUAAAGGCUAUGAAGUUCAACACAGACAUGAUUCAAGGAAAAAUGAUUGUGAAUUUGUCCAAAGUAAAGCCAACGAUGGGUGAAAGCCCGUCUUGAACAUAUUACAUUCAUAUGGAUUAACCUCAAGGAAUGCAAUGUUUCCAGAUUAGAAAAACUUAAACUUUGGGACUCUAUACAGUUUUUGGAAUAUAAUUUAAUACUAAUGAGCAUAUUAAUUUAAUAUGUGAUGUCCAAUGCUACAUGAACUCAUACUUUGUCGUUAAUUGUUAUAAAAGAUCUUAGUAAAAAAGAAAGCAAAGUCAUUGUUGCUUGAUGCCUUGAUUACAGUAUGCAUCUGAUUUUCUGAAUCAUUAAUAAUAUAAGGAUAUUCAUAAUCCUGGAAUAGUAAAUCCUUGUCUAA